AAGAAUUUAUGAAUCAAUUUUUAUGCAUAUAUAAAACUGGUAGAUAGAUUUUCGCAGUUUAUUAAUUCAAAAUUUUGGCAAAUACAGAAUGAUUAGAUUAAUUGCAACACUGAUCCGAAUUGGCUCAAAAUUAUUAACUUUAAGAAUGUUGCCUUCAAUCAACGAUUCCCUCAGUGCUCAAAAUGAGAAUAUCACAAAUUUACAAAGUGAAAUCCUCAAAUUGAACAUGGAAAUAGCACGAUUAUAUGCUCGAGAAUCUAGAAUUACUCAGAUGCAAACUUCACAAGUAACACGUGCAACACAAACGGAUGACAAUCCAUUCUGGUAUUUUUCUAAUAAAACUUUUAGCCAACCAAUAGGAAAAGUAACCAAAGGUGGCUUAUCAUUCGAAAUUAUAUUCUCUUGUCCAAAACCUUUGGUUACAUAUCCAAAACUGGAAUCAGUACGUGGGAAACUGGUUAGCAAAGCAGAAAUCGAUCAAAAACUAGUUAAUGCAGAAAAAAGAAGAAUGCAAAGACAGCAGUUAUUUGUGGGCAAAAAGGAUUCACAGAUAAACAGAGUUUCGUUAAAUAGAAAGCAAUUAAAUUUUGCGUUUCGAACCGACACUCUGGUAAAUAUGACCUUUAUGUCGAAAAUUGCUGUUGAGAGUCGAUUAAUUUUUUUAAGAAAUAUAAGACGUAGAGCUCAUACAGAGACUCUCAAAUUACAGCGAGCUGUGGCAAAAGUGAAACAAUCUCAAUUGUUGAUAAAGAAAAAAUUUGGACCUAAGCCAGUGAAUAUUGAAGAUCAAGCAGGAAAUGGAAACCAAAAUUUGCUAACGAUCAGUUAUAACCAAGCUAAUUCAAUUUAAAAGGAUUUCUAAUAUUUUAAAAAAAUUUAGUUCAUAUAUGUACAUUAUAGCGAAGUAUAAAUAUAUUAAAAUCCCUUGAACUCU
Molecule: messenger RNA, 934 nt
Organism: Teleopsis dalmanni
Lineage: Eukaryota; Metazoa; Arthropoda; Insecta; Diptera; Diopsidae
Exons: 2
Coding region: 89-850 (253 amino acids)
Biological process (GO): regulation of microtubule polymerization or depolymerization
Source: RefSeq, a predicted model, not a curated record